Populus nigra (black poplar) is the source of this 2729-nucleotide messenger RNA. RefSeq lists its product as uncharacterized. The record is from RefSeq and is a predicted model, not a curated record. The coding region runs from base 296 to 2107 and encodes 603 amino acids. The transcript is spliced from 2 exons. NCBI's taxonomy places the organism in Eukaryota, Viridiplantae, Streptophyta, Magnoliopsida, Malpighiales, Salicaceae. Gene Ontology annotation, molecular function: protein dimerization activity; DNA binding.
UGCUGCUGCUGCUGAGCUGUGAUGCAUGGAUUUAUUGUCAUUUUACCGUGAUUUGGGUUGUAACUUGUGAUGAAUGGAUUUGGGUUGUUAAUUGUAAUUUAGAGUGUUGAUUGACUGUUUUUAUGCUGCCUUUGCUGAGUAGUAAAGGGUUGUAACUUGUAAGUUUGUAACCUGUAAUGGAUAAUAAUAUAGAAGAUGGGUUGUAGUGUGUAUUAAAAUCAAGUUUGUAACCUGUUAUAAAAUGUUUGGAUUGAUUACAGGGCUGAUUUGAAUUGAUUCUUGAAUUGUUGAACUUAUGGCAUCUAGAAAAAAUGCUUCUGGUAAUAGGCUUGAUGUUGGAUGGCAGCAUGGGAUAGAUGUUGAUAAAAAUUCUAGAAAAGUUUUGUGCAAGUAUUGUCAAAAAAUUAUUAGUGGAGGUAUAUUUCGUUUCAAACAACAUUUGGCUUGCACUCGUAAGGAUGUUGAGUCAUGUCAGCAAGUGCCAGAAAAUGUUAAGCAGAUGAUUUUAGGUGUUUUGGUGAAAAAUCUAAAGGCAACUGAAAAGAAAAGAAAGGCCCUUCAAUAUAGUGGAAAUGAUGUUGAUGAUGAUGAAAUAAAAGAAAUUAGCUCCAAGGACAAAGGAAAGAGAGUAGCUAGUGGGAGUGGAAGUACACAAACAACUCUAAAUCAAUUGCUAAAAAAGGAUAUUAGAGAAGAAGCAUGUCGACAAAUUGCUAGGUUUUUCUACACUAGUGCAAUUCCAUUUAAUUGUGUAAAAAACCCUGAGUUUAUUAAAGCACUUGAAAUGGUUGCAAAGCAUGGGCCAGGUUUCAAGCCUCCAUCCUACUAUGAUAUUAGAGAGAAGUAUUUGAAGCAAGAAGUGGAUCAAACAAUGAAAUUGCUUGAGGAGUACAAGCUAGAAUGGAAAAAAACAGGUUGUUCAAUAAUGUCUGAUGGAUGGACAGAUAAAAAAAGACGUUGUAUUUGUAACUUUUUGGUUAAUAGUCCUAAAGGGACAGUUUUUUUGUCAUCGGUGGAUACUUCUAAUAUGUCCAAGACUGCUGAUAAGGUAUUUGAGAUGUUAGAUGCCAUUGUGGAGAGGAUUGGGGAGGAAAAUGUUGUCCAAGUAGUCACCGAUAAUGCUGCAAAUUAUAAGGCAGCGGGACAAUUAUUAAUGAAAAAAAGAAAGAGUUUGUUUUGGACACCAUGUGCUGCCCAUUGUAUUGACUUGAUAUUAGAAGAUUUUGAGAAGAAGUUAGAGGUUCAUCAAGUAACUAUUGCAAAGGGGAGGAGAAUCACCUCAUAUAUUUAUUCAAGAACCAUUCUUACUUCUAUGCUAAGGCACUUUACGAAAGGAAGGGAUUUGAUUAGGCCUGCUGCCACUCGGUUUGCUACUGCAUAUUUGACUCUAGGAUGUUUGAAUGAUCAUAAAAUACAGCUGAUGACUAUGUUUACUUCCAACAAGUGGAAUUCAUGUAGGUUUGCAAGAAUAGAAGAAGGGAAACGAAUUCAAAAUUGUGUUUUGGACAGCAGAUUUUGGUAUGAUGUUACUAUAUGUAUUAAGGCAGCGUUUCCUCUAAUUAAAGUUCUUCGAUUAGUUGAUUCUGAUGAGAAACCAGCUAUGGGUUUUAUAUAUAAAGCAAUGGAUGAAGCAAAAGAGAAGAUACAAGUGAAUUUUGGUUCUGUGAAAAAAAGUUAUAUACCUGUAUGGAAUAUUGUUGAUGCAAGAUGGGAACUUCAACUCCAUAGACCUUUACAUGCAGCAGCUUAUUAUUUGAAUCCUCAUUAUCAUUAUAAUCCCAAUUUUAAGGUUAAUGCCAACAUUAAAAUUGGAUUAUAUCAAUGCUUAGAAAGGAUGGUGCCUAAUGCAAAUGAAAGGUGCAAAAUUGACUUACAACUUGAAUCAUUCAAGGAUGCAAAAGGGUUGUUUGGCAUUGACGCUGCCAAGACAGCAAGAGAUAAAAAAACUCCAGCUCAAUGGUGGGAUUCUUAUGGGGAUGAAUGUCCAGAAUUACAAAGGUUUGCAAUCCGAGUUCUAAGCUUGACUUGUACUUCAUCUGGAUGUGAGCGUAAUUGGAGUGCAUUUGAAAUGGUGAGUUUUUUUUUUGUUUUUUAUUUUAAAUAUUGAAAUAUUUGAUAAAAAUCUUAUAAAUUUGAAUUGUUUAUUUAGGUUCAUACAAAACGAAGAAAUCGUUUGCACCAGAAAAAAAUGAAUGACUUGGUAUUUGUAAUGUGCAAUCUGAAAUUGAAUGAUAACCAAGUCAAAAAGCAAGCUGAUGAUUUUGGUAUGGAAGAUGAUCUUUCAUCUGAUGAUGAUUGGAUAACCGAGGGAGAAAAACAUCCAAACUUUGAUUUUCUUGGUACUAUUACCAGUGCAACACGAAGACAAAAUGGUAAUGAGGAUGAAAGUGAUGAAGAAGAAAUUCCUAAUAAUGUUGAAAUGGAGAGUCAUGGUAUUGAAGAUGAUUUGGAUAUUCAAAUUGAUGAUAUUGGUGUUGGUACUAGUAGUAGCACUAAUGUUCAUAAUAUUGGUGUUGGUACUAGUAGUAGCAUUAAUGUUCAUAAUAUUGGUGUUGGUACUAGUAGUGAUACUAAUAAUCCUCUUGAUGCUAAUGAUAUUGAUGAAUGCUUGAGGAAUAAUGAGGAAGAUGAAGGGAAUGAAGCUGAUUUUAGUUUACAUGAUACACCAGCAGAUUGUUUAUUUUAAGUUUGUUAAUUAUUAGUUAAUGAAAAGUUAUUUUAAAUUAUGU